GUUUAGGCAUGUGUAUACUAUGAAAAACGCGAUUUUAAGUAUUUAAAAAUAAAUUGUUUCAGUAGUUACGGUGGUACUGCGAAACAAAUUUCAUUGCUCAAAAACAAUAUAAUAUUAUAAUUUAAAUGAAAAUUACAAAUUAACGAUUUUUUUUUAUGACAAUCCUGCGAGGUCCAAUUUCAUGAUUGCGUCGAUAAUAUUCGUUUAGUUAUAUUUCAGUAAGCACGCUAAAUAAUGACAAUUUUAGAUACAAUGGGCAAGAAGCAACUACUAGUUCUAGUCAUACUUAGUCUUACAACUUCAUCACUUCAAGAUAUCACCGAUAAGAAUGUGGACACGCAAGAAGAGAGUCCGUUGGCUGACGUCGCUAAAGAAAUUUUGAAAGAAAAAAAUUUAGAAAAUAUAGGAGGAAUGGUAAACAGUUUUAUGCAGUCUGGUGGUGCUAAACAGCUAAUGGAUGGUGUAUUACAAAAUUUGGCGACUAAUGAGAAUUCCCAACAGCUACUAGAAGGACUAGGGAAUAUUUUACAAAAUGUAGGUUCUGCUGACAGAAAAGUAUCCCAGAAGAAGUCAAAUGGUGAUGUCAAUCCAAUGGAACUACUUUCUGGACUAGGCUCGCUUGUAGGUGCCAUGCAAGGUGGUGGAGAUGGUCAAGCAAAUCCUGCUGCUUUAUUGCAAGGAUUAGGCUCCAUACUUGGUGCUGCUAAUGGAGGAGAUGGAAAUAACGCAGGAGACCUUAUCCAAGGUAUAGGCUCACUCCUAGGAGGUGCUUCACAAAAAAACAACAAAGAAGCAGGUGACGCUAAUCCUACAGCAGCUCUACUACAAGGAUUAGGAUCUAUUUUAGGUACCGCUGCAAGUAAUAAAGAAGGAGGUAAAGGCGAUUCACUUAUGCAAAGCCUGGGUGCACUUAUGGGAGGCGGCGAAGGUGGAUUGAAUCCAGAACUUAUAGGCAACAUGAUGAAUAUGUUCGCGAAUUCCCAACCCGAAGCUGGCGAAAAAAGGAGUUCUAAGCGUGCUGAGAAAAAAGGAAAAAAACCAAAGAAGGCAGUUGAGAAGAAAAUAUCUAUUGGCGACUCUGAAAAAAAUGCUGGUGAUUUUGGUCCAGGCAUAGAUGAUCGAAAUAAAGUAAAAGAUGAAGAAUUGAAGGAUGGUGAAAAAUCAAUUGAUGAUAUAAAUUCUGUGGAAAGUCAAUUACCAGACGAUAGGCAUAGGGUGAAAAAUCAGCCUACAAAAUCUGGAGAUGAUAUAGAUUCAACAAAUAAUCCACAAAUAAAAAAUAAGAAAAAAGGAAAAAAGAAAUCGGGUUCUUCUUUUGUCAAUCCACUUGAUGCAAUAUCCAAAUCACGAAGUGGGUUAGAUCUUGCAGUGCAUUUGGAAAAUAUUCCUUUGUACUUUAAACUGGCCAAGUCAUUCGGUGGACCAGAAUUGAAAAGAUAUCUUGACCCUGUGGACGAUAUAAUGGAGCUUUACCAGGAUAUUUCGAAGACAGGAGGUGGCUUUGAUUUGAGCAAGGUUAUCAAGAAAUUGGGAAAGAUUUACAAAGCAAUCAUGGAUAUAGUUAUUCCUCUACUACCACCUCGCUUACCAUCAUCGGUGGAUCCAUCAGCAAGUAGCGGGGAUGAUUUUGGUAAUUUAGUCAAUAUGGCUACGAAUUUACUCGGUCAAGGCCAAGAAGAUGGAAAUGGGGAUUCCAAUUUUAUGGGCCUUUUACCAAUGAUAAUGAGAACAAUCGGUGCUUUUACAGGUGAAGAAGCACAAGCACGGUCGGGUAGCCAUUCGGAACAUUCUGGAAUUUUACCUCCCGCCCUAGAAAAAGUCCACGUUUUAUAUGACAUUUUCAUGAAUUCGGAAAUGGGCAAAUAUGUCGUUGGAUUUGUUAGUAACCAGAAAGCAUUCAAGUUAUUCCAAGAUGAGAAUGGUACUUUCAGUUUUGACAAAUUCGUAGAAAUGAUUGAAAAUCAUUCCUUCAGAAGGCAUUGGAUUCAACAAGUUACAAAUAAGCUGAUCCAGUCCCUGAAACUUGUGUCAGAUGAGAAGACUUACAAAAAAUAUAUUGGUAUGGGUAUCACGUUUGCCAACUCUUUCUUAGCGAACUCUGGUUUUCCUAAAGAUACUCUAAUAGACAUGAACAAGCCGGCAAAAUCUAUUACCAAUUUUGCAAAUUAUGCUGCUUGGAAGUUCCUAGAUACUAAAUUGGAUUCUGCGGAAUAUGUUGAACCAUUUGUAAAAUAUACACAAGAUAUCCUCAAAAUGGCCAAAUCAUCCAUAAAACUUGGCACUCAAAACAGGGAACUUCAAGACAAGCUAACAGAUACGAUUAAUAUGGAAAUUAUCGAACCCCUCACCAGAGUCAAUAGAGCGUACAGGUUUGCCAAAACACAGCCCCAAUGCGACAGGUAUAUUUUCUGUCUGAUAAACGAAAAAGAAGCACCAAAUGAACCAGGAACCCUACCAACAAUGAAAAAAGCCUUAUAUAAGGGAACCAGUUUGGUAGCUACUUGGUUUUUAACUUCGCAUACAAAAACUUCAUAUUGGGACCUUUAUGAAGUUAUAGUGAAUACCAACAAUUGCAACCUAUACUACAACGACCUUUGCAACGGAUUCUACCAUGAGGAAAUUAAAGCAACGACUGAAUAUGUUCACAACGAACUGUAGAUAGUUAGAAGUUUGAUUGAGAAAAAUACCGUAUUUUUUUUAUAUAAAUACAUGCAUUUGCACCUGAACGAGUAUCGCAAAGAUAUGAAUGUUUUUAAAAUUCAUUAAAUUUCAUUUAAAUAUUUUGUGUACGCAAGUACAGAUACCUACUGAGCAAUGAAGUUUGAUUUGAAAACAAAUAUUUUGUUAUUCCCAUUAUUACUUACUUUUGACUGCUUUGAAAUAUAUAUUAUGUUAAAAGUUUGCCAGGCAGAUAUACCUACUACCAAAAAGUUAUAAAUUAGAUGAAAAUAUAUCUGUUUGGCGAACAUUUAUUGUUUGUGAUGUAGACUGUAAUAUAGACUUUUUAAUUACUCAAUUGAA
Molecule: messenger RNA, 3021 nt
Organism: Ceutorhynchus assimilis (cabbage seed weevil)
Lineage: Eukaryota; Metazoa; Arthropoda; Insecta; Coleoptera; Curculionidae
Source: the annotation of a GenBank genome assembly